UGGCUGUCUCCGCGCCUAGCCCCGCCUCUCUUGGCUGGCUGUGGCGUUGAAAUGAUACCGUGGGAAAGCUUUUUGCUUCAUGAACUUCAGUCUCACCUGACAGACGCACGCGGAGGAUAGAGACGCCUGAAGAUUGUCGCAAAAUGAAGAGAAAUCACGACUUUAGCUCGUCAGACAGUGAGCUGGACGAGAAUAUUGAAGUGGAGAAGGAGAGUGCUGAUGAAAAUGCUGGUAUGAAUUCUCCUCUUGGAUCGAUAUCUCCAUCUACAACCUCUCAAGUACAAGCGAGGAAACGUCGCAGAGGAAUCAUUGAGAAACGGCGUAGAGACCGGAUAAAUAACAGUCUAUCUGAACUGCGCAGACUCGUGCCCAGCGCGUUUGAGAAACAGGGCUCUGCGAAAUUAGAAAAAGCGGAGAUUUUACAGAUGACAGUGGAUCAUUUAAAAAUGCUUCAUGCAGCUGGAGGAAAAGGUUUCUUUGAUGCUCAUGCGCUGGCCAUGGAUUACCGCGGGCUGGGUUUUCGUGAGUGCCUGGCAGAGACGGCUCGUUACCUCAGUAUCAUCGAGGGACUGGACAACACCGACCCCCUCCGCAUCCGCUUGGUUUCACACCUGAACAGUUACGCCUCACAGAGAGAAGCUCACUCGGGUUUGGGUCACCUGGCGUGGGGUUCUGCUUUCGGAACUCCACCUGGCCACCUGGCUCAUCACCUUCUCCUUCAACAGCAGGGGGCGCCGCUCCCACGCAGCACCAGCAGUCCUCCAUCCUCGAAUUCAUCAUCGCCGUCUUCCUCGUCUCCAUCUGCCCCCUCCACAGAGCCGCACGUCCCCAGCAGGCUGACCGGCACGGUGAUAACAGAAGCAGGGCAGACGGGGCCGCUGAGGGUGCCGCCCAGUACCUCUCUGCCUCCCGGGCUUACGCCAUCUUCAGCGUCCAAGCUAUCUCCUCCCCUCCUGACGUCACUUUCGGGCCUGUCGGCGUUCCCUUUCCCGCUGAGCGCAUUUCCUCUGCUGUCCCCGAGCUCGCUGGGUCCGGCGGCUCCCUCCAGCAGCCUGGGGAAGCCCUACAGGCCCUGGAGCAUGGAAAUAGGGGCCUUCUGAACUCUGCAAGAACAUAAGACUAUGGCCGGGCAGUCAUUUAGAAACUAAUUGUAAUGUUCUUCUGUGACUAUUUUGAGCGGAUGGACUUUCUCCUUAUUGCAAGUGAAAAGCAAAACAGAGCUGAUGUACUUGUUUUUAAUGAAGCUGUCGUUCCUGUCUUUAGUUGAUCUGAGAUGGGUUCUGGAGAUGGUUAGGUUUUAUUUGUAUAGUUCUUCCAUCAGAAGAGCAAGGUACUACACAGGUACCCUGCUGUUGAAGUUAGGAGAGGGACAUAGAAAUACUGUAGAAACAGAAAGAGAAAGAGAGAGAGAACGAGAGCAAUGGUGAGAUGCGUUAGUGAAAAAAUGUUAAUUGAAUAAUACUUAGAUGGUAGAAAUGUUCUCAACCUUCUGAUCAUAGAAAUAAGUGAUUUACAUCCCAACCUUAAUAUCUAAGAGACUGUUUGGAAAGCAUCCCUACAUUAUCUCUACACUGAGAAACUAUGCAAUGAUGUUGUGUGACUUAUGCACUAUGCAAAUAUACAAGACCUAUGCAACCGAAUCUCUAUUCACUCACCAGAACUUUAUGAGCAGCAAUAAUAGUACUUUAUUUUUUCUAAAGAUAUUGCCAUUUGGUCAGUGACCUGUAAUGUUUUUACUGUGUUUAUUUGUCAUGCAUUUGCUGUUUGCUGGGAAAUUUGAUCUUUAACCAUGACAAUCUAGAUACCUUUUCAGGAGUGACAAUCUCACAAAACUGCACUAAUUUAAUCAUAAUAAUAAAAGUUUGUUAAUAAAAUUCCUGCAAACAUGUUCAUCUAUCUAUGGCUCAAAUCCUCUCUCUAUCUCUCUCUUUCUCUCAAACAGCUGUACAUGAGGAGCGUUAUUUUUAUAAAGAGUUUUACAUUGGCAAAUCAGAUAUUUCAGAAAGACUAGGUUAGAAAAUAUACAAAUGUACAUUUAUACAUUCGAUGCUUUCAUCCAAAGCAACUUACAGCACAGUGCUCUUAUGUUAUGUGUGUUCUGGAAAAUCAAACCCAUGAUGUUGGUAUUGCUAACUUUAACUGAACUGUAGGAAUGGGUAGGACUGGUGUGGUACUGUGUCUGUCCAUCACUAACCUGUAAUAAAAUCAUACUUGUAGCUAAAAGUCA
This is a messenger RNA of Misgurnus anguillicaudatus (oriental weatherfish), 2227 nucleotides long. It is a transcript of the gene hey1, whose product is annotated as hes-related family bHLH transcription factor with YRPW motif 1. The record is from RefSeq and is a predicted model, not a curated record. Gene Ontology annotation, molecular function: DNA binding; protein dimerization activity. Lineage: Eukaryota; Metazoa; Chordata; Actinopteri; Cypriniformes; Cobitidae. Gene Ontology annotation, biological process: regulation of DNA-templated transcription.